This is a messenger RNA of Maylandia zebra (zebra mbuna), 8442 nucleotides long. RefSeq names its product myopalladin (gene mypn). The record is from RefSeq and is a predicted model, not a curated record. Lineage: Eukaryota; Metazoa; Chordata; Actinopteri; Cichliformes; Cichlidae.
AACCACAGGAGGAGGAAUCCCUACAGCACAGCUCCCCAUGACCAAUAAGGAGGGACACCACCCAGCCACAUGGGCAAGGCCUCCCCCAAAAUAACCUGCCACUAUUGCACUGACAAAUGUUGCUACUUUUACUGGUGACAGGUUACCGUAGCUGCCCGGCUCCACAUUUUCCUGUAAACUUCAAGGUUAAUUCUCAGCAAGAAAAGAGGGAAGGCCGAGCAGCUGCCGGUGUCUGAGAUUUUCCUGGGUGGCAGGAGCCUGAAGACUGGAAUCGGCCCCCUUUCAGCACAGGUGCACUCUGAGGAUUUACUAGUCCUUCCACAGGGGCCAGCUGGGUUUAUUCUGAAGCAACAUGCAAGAGAACAGCAUUGACCAGCCACCGUCGCUGUCUCAGCUCUUAAGGGAGAGUUACCUGGCAGAAGCCACAGCCCAGCAGCGCCACAGCGAGAUGAGCCGCUCAGACGCUUCGUCCUCUCGCAUUCAGAUCUACGGGUCACUCAAAGGCAAGGCGGAGGACACUAUUGGCCACAGUGACCCCCAGUUUCCAGACCUUUCAGCCUUCCUCAGCCAGGAGGAACUGGAUAAGAGCGUGAACCUGGCCCGCCAGGCCAUCGGACACGAGCCUCGUGAGGAGAGGGCAGAGGUCAAAGCCUCUGUCACGCCAUCUACCCCGUCCAGAAUCUCCUCACCCUCAGUUUCUUCAUCCACACCCAGUUCUGUUCCCAUCUCUAACCCCUCUAAUGCUCCUUCUGCUUCCCCCUCAACUGUGCCCCUCACUCAGCCGGAAAAUUUCACAUCUGACAGAAAGAUGCACAAAGCAUCCACACGGCAGGACAAUGUGAUCAGGAGCAGCAGGGACUUUGGUGAAGGAUUCCAAGACUAUAACAGGUCAGCAAGAAAUGCCCCUUACGGUGUGGAGACCCAGUCCAAGAAGGAGUUCCUCAAUAAGGCAGCUGACUUCAUUGAGGAGCUGUCCUCUCUGUUCAAGGCCAACAGCUCCAAACGGAUACGCCCGAGAGCCUGCAAAGCCCACAGGAGCAGGAUCCCAAACAAGAGCCAGAACGAUGGGACAACUUAUCCCCUCGUCGCUGACAACCGGGAGCGCGCAGUCAUGUCCAUGGAGGUGGAGAAGGAGACACCCAGCCCUCCCGUUACACACCAACCAGUUGCCCAGCUGGGUUCUGAGACAGGACAUGUGGAGUUUCAGGACUGCUCGAUUACUGAGGAGCACCAGUGUGACUCUGUGCUCCAGGAGGCGGAGGAAGAGCCUCAAAGCUUUGCCUUAACAGAAACUCCAUAUCCAGCAGAGCCUGUGUGUGAACCGCCUCGCUUCAUCCAGAAACUGAAAAGCAGGGAGGUUUCUGAGGGCACCAAGGUCCGGUUGGACUGCAUUGUUAGAGGACUCCCUCUGCCUGAAGUCCGGUGGUUCUGUGAGGGAAAGGAGCUGGAGAACAGCCCUGACAUUCAAAUCAUCACCAGUGGUGAGCAGCACUCUCUGAUUAUUGCAGAGGCAUUCGAGGAGGAUACCGGGCGCUACUCGUGCUUUGCGUCUAACUGCUACGGUACCGACUCCACGUCAGCUGAGAUCUACGUAGAAGGUGCCUCAUCUUCCGAUUCUGAUGUGGAACCGCACUUUGAACAUGUAGCCCAGCUGCAGAGAAACCAACCAAAGUCAUCCCCAUCUUUACCGUCAUCUGUAAAUGAAACCUUCCCUCCAGAGGAGGAGGAGAGCGUGUCAUCCCAGACUGCAGCGGCCCCCGAGGAACAACCAGAGGAGCAGCUCUCGCCUCCAGUGGCUGCUCAAACAGCAUCUGAACCUCUUCUACCAAUCCGGACAUCUGCUGCUAUACUUCCAGUCUCAGAGUUAUCAGAAGAAUCUGUGGCAUCAGCAGCACAUCCUGCUCAGGAGGAAACAUCUGUGCUGUCUGUGCAGGUGUUUCCUGUUUCAACAGGUGAUUCAGAACUUAGAGAAGCCCAAGGGGCGUCAGCAUCUGUCCCAGUCAUAUCUACUCCACAGCUGCAACACACGGCUUCAACAACAGCUACGUCACAGCCUUUAAACUCUGUAGUGCCUGUCCUGUCACCUCCAGCACAAACACCCCAGGCUGAGAGUCCAACUCCCAACCACAGCUCUCCACAAGGAUUAAACGGGCAACCCAUUAUGGCUGCCCCUGUCUUCACGAAGAGCCUACAGGACCUCAUUGCAUCAGAAGGCCAGCUGGUGGUGCUAGAGUGUCGCGUGAAAGGGGUGCCGUCACCUCGAGUGGACUGGUACAGAGAAGGAAAAAUCAUGGAGGACUCGCCUGAUUUCAGGAUCCUGCAGAAAAAGCCCAGAUCUCCAGCUGAUUCAGAGGAAAUAUGCACUUUGGUCAUUGCUGAGGUCUUUCCUGAAGAUUCGGGGGUGUUCACAUGUACAGCAAACAACAAGUAUGGAACCGUAUCUAGCAGUGCUGCACUCAGGGUCAAAGGCAAUGGCAGCAACAGCAACCAUGUGAGGUCUUCAAGCAGUUUAAUAGUGGAGCCAAGUCAAGUUCAAGAACUUUCCCCAUCAGCUCCUGCUGUAAAACCUCAACCAGAGGUUGUUAUAACCAGCAGCAUUAAGCCGCACUCCAGCACCAUUCGUCUUGACCCACUCGUCUCUAGCACCUUACGCCUGGACCCCUUAAACACUAGCAGCCUUCGUCUAGACCCUCACAACUCUAGCAUGUUGCGUCCCGACCCCCUCCGCACCAGCCUGCUCAAUCUGGAGCCCUCCAGCCUGAGCAGCAGCUCCUGCUUGAACUCUCACAGCACCAGCACCCCAAAUUUAGAUCCUCUCUCACACAAGGACCUUCUAGGAUCCAGUGGAGCACAUGGUGCCAGAAAAAUUUUCUCAUAUCCGAAAUCCUUUACUUCUCCAUCUGCAGCUGAGACUUCAGCACAGCAGGAGUUGUCCAGAUCUUCAGCGACAUCUCCUGACAUCAGUUCCAAAGUUAAGGGGACCCCAGCCCAUCAGAACGGGAGCCCUGUUGUGGUUCCCUUACCUGAUCCUCCACCCAACUCCUGCCUAAAGACAGGCAACCUUACAAACCACAAAGACUCACGAACCAACUCCAGAGCAGGCCGACGUGUGCACUUCAAACUGCCUGAGGAUGACGAGGGUGAACAAAGUGACACAUCUAGUCCCUUUGAUGAAGACAUCACUGAGGCAUCACUCAGCAAAGGACCACCACCAGUGCUGGCUAAGCCUAAACUGGACCCAGCUCAGCUCCAGAUCCUGCACAACCAGGUCCUCAUGGAGCAGCAGCAGGAGACUGAACCAGAAACGCAAACCCCCAUCCAGCCUCAGUCUCACCCACCGUACCAGACCCAAAUCCAGCCCGGAGUCCAGACCUCCCCUGAAGCUCCACUGUGGUCUCCAAGAAUACCGCAUGUGCCACCUUUACAUACUACAUCAGCCCUUCAGCAAACCCCCCACUCCGCACCUCCAGUGACCACCACCCCACAUGCGCCAGGAUCAACGUCUGCUGCAGCACUCAACGCCACCUUUUCACCUUUUCUUAACACUUCCCAAGCUUCCCUUUUGAGCUCUCCUCCUUCACUUCCACAGCAUAUGAAAUCCUCACUGGUGACCUCCCCUCCACCUGCCCCACAGCUAAACUCCGCCCCUUCUCUCAGUACAGCACCUGUAACCCAGAUGAACACCAUCCAUGCCUCCCAUAUUAACCUGUCCCCUGCAUCUUUUGCCAAAACUGCACCCACAGCCCAGUUUUGCUCUCCGCCUGCACCAAAGCUCAACACGGUUUCUACAGAUUCGACCCCGGCCUUGCAGCAGAUCACGUCCCCGGCUCCUCUUCUAAGAAGCACCCACGCCUCCCUCAUGAAUCUCACACCUACCUCACACUCCUUCAACUACAUCCGACCUAAAGAGUUUGUAACCGCUCAGACCCUCUCACCGGUCAGGAGUCCUUCCCCAACAGAGUCACCAGUACCACUAUUACACGAGCUGGCUGCUGAGCUCAACUCCUCCACGGCUAGCUCCCCUACUCUCCUCCCACCCCUCUCCCCACCACCCAGGAUUUUCCCCACAAGGGUGCUCAAGUCUCCCACCAGCCCAUCGUCUCUCGUAUCCUCGCCUACACCGGGGUCAGUGCAUAGCUUGUUCGUCCUAAGAGCCCAGUCACCCCCUCAGGCUUCUUCUCCCACCUCCAGCAGCUCCACCCCGAGUCCCAUCCAAAACCCCGUCGCCUUCCUCAGCUCCGUCCUGCCAUCCCUGACCCCGAGCCAGCCCACCAACUCAAUGGGCCUGCCCAAGGGAGCUCCGUUAGGGCUUCAAAAGAAGGCACUGAAGAUCCGCCCUCCGUCAGCUGAAGCCAUCCGCGAGAGCAGAGAAAUUAUCCUCCUCGACAUCGAGAAGAAGCUUCGAGUUAAAGACGACACUCCACAUUUUGUACAUCAGCAGAAGCUGAGUAAUGAGGGGAAAACAGCGAGCAGGCCCCUUGGACCAAACACUGCCGCUACUGUCAUUAACUAUGAUGAGGAGUAUAAAGUGUCCAGUUUUGAGCAAAGGUUAAUGAGCGAGAUCGAGUUCCGCCUGGAGAGGACGCCGGUGGAGGAGUCAGACGACGAGGUGCAGCACGAUGACGUUCCCACGGGAAAAUGCAUUGCACCCAUAUUUGAUAAGAAACUAAAGAACUUCAGGGCUAUGGAGGGAGUGCCUGUAACUUUCUCAUGUAAAGUAGUGGGAAUCCCGGCACCAAAGGUUUACUGGUUUAAGGAUGGCAAGCAGAUCCUGAAGAAGAAUGUCCAUUGCAAGAAGAUAAGAGAGGGGGACGGGACCUGUGCUUUACACAUAGAAUCCACGACCAGUGACGAUGAUGGAAACUACACCAUCAUGGUAGCCAAUCCACAGGGGCGAAUCAGCUGCUCAGGUCAUUUAAUAGUCCAAACGGGACCUCCCCGAAACCGAAUGACACCCAUUCAUGCUCAGAGGGUGCGAAACCGCAUACAGGAAGUUGAAGGUGAACAAAGUCAGGGGCGCUUUUUUCAACCUCACUUCCUCCAGGCUCCAGGGGACAUGAUGGCUCAUGAGGGAAGACUGUGCAGACUAGACUGUAAGGUGAGCGGCCUACCCAACCCUGAGCUCAUGUGGCUGGUCAACGGGAGGCCCGUUUAUCCAGACCUUUACCACAAGAUGCUGGUGAGAGAGAACGGCGUCCAUUCCCUGGUCAUUGACCCUCUCACUCAGAAAGACGCCGGCACAUACACCUGCAUCGCAAGCAAUAAAGCAGGGCAGAGCUCCUUCAGUCUGGAGCUGCAGGUUGUGGAAAAGGAAAGGAAGCACCCACCCCAGUUUGUGGAGAAGCUGCAGAACAUGGGGAUUCCUGAGGGAGCUCCAGUAAGGCUGGAAUGUCGCGUUGUGGGUAUGCCUCCUCCGGUCAUCUUCUGGAAAAAAGACAACGAGACUAUUCCCAGAACUAAAGACCGAAUCAGCAUGACCCAGGACGCCACAGGAUAUGUGUGUCUCCUUAUCCAGCCGACAACAAAAGACGAUGCAGGCUGGUACACAGUGUCAGCAAAAAACGAGGCUGGAGUCAUUUCAUGCACCUGCAGACUUGAUAUAUAUGCACAGUGGCAUCAGAGCAUCCCCGCACCCAUGAAGAAAACUCCACGAACAGGAAGUCGAUACGCGGCUCUGACAGGCCAGGGGCUCGACAUCAAGUCAGUGUUCCCCACGUCGGACACCAGCCCCAUCCUGUUCGCCAGCUCCCCACCGGAGGCCACACUGGAGAGCGAAGAACUGUGAGAGCUGGCGCAGGGGGAGGGACCCUCCAAACAGAUACUGCGACCUCUCUGAGGAGAGCGAUUACCUGAGCAGAUUUUGUGUGAUGCAUUUGAAGUGACUGAUUCAGAUUAGGACGGCAGAGAUUUAUUGUGUUAAAGAUGCAGCACUGAUAGUGGGGGUUUGUCACCAUUCCUAUUUACUCAAGUUAUACAACGAGUGUUUCACCUACAGAAAAAAAUAACAGAUUUGCAAAGUCUUAGCUCAUGAGCCAUCAGUGGAGUUCAGUUUCAUGCGUGAAGUUUUUGAAUGAAUCUGAUUUAUUGUCAACAUCAUACUUGGCUAUGAUGGCGAGGUUGCUGAAGAUCUGUUCUUAAUAUUUUGUCCUCUACUAAAGAGUGGUCCUGGCACCAUGUAUUUGUACUGCAAAUCACAUAUAUACCUGUAUUGGUAGCAAUAGUUUCUUUAAGACUUUACAUAGAAAGUAGCUUGUAUGUUUUUAUUUAUAGUAUAUAUUAGACGUUUGAAUGUGCCAUUUAGAUCGGUGUAUUUAAAUGGCUCUAGGAGGGUGGGGUGCUUCCUUCAGGUUCAUCACAUUUUGCAUCACGUUUUUCAUGUGCAUGUUUGCCUACGGCUGAUGAAGACUAUGAAAUAACUAAAGAAACACGCAGGCUCUUCUCAUAGUCAUUAUACAGCCAUGUUCAGUGCUCACCGGUGCCUUGAUUUCAGGUGAGAUAAUCAAUCUGCUUAAAAGCAAACUAAAGUUCAAGAAGUGUUUCCCAGAGGAAUGAGUCUGAAAACGACUGAAAAUGCGUCACUGACAUAUACAACAAAAGCAGCCAUUACUACUGAGCAUUCAAGUAAAAACAAGACUGCAGGCACACAUUCAGCUAAUGUAAAAUUGCACAUUGUAAAAUAGUUUUCUCCUUCUCAGAAUGAAGUUAUAUUUAUUCAAAUGGGUGACGUGUUUGCUUUGCUGGAACAGCUUCAACAGCACCUAAAAAACAUCUUCUCCAUUUCCUUCUCGGGUCUGUUUGAUUACAGUUCAUUUAAAUAUUUUCAUCUAAGAGGGCUUUAAAAUCCACUUUUAUUUUUUUUUGCUUUCACGAUUAUGAGCCUGUUUUGACUCUGCUCUAAUUGGAGUCCUAUUAGCUUAAACUGAUGCCAAAUACAAGGCAAAUGGGAAAGCUCAGAAGCCAAUUAAGCAUUGCUAAUCAGUCCAAUUAUAGAGGAUGAGAGUUCAAACAGGCAUAAAAUUAUGUUCACCUUACGUGACCCAAUUAUACUCGCUGCCUCAUCUGACCAGCUGCCAGGCCUACUUGUUAACUGGGUGCUGUGUGUGGGUGGGUGUUGUAAAGCAGUAAACAAUCAAGUGUUUUGUGGGUUUUUUGUUUGUUUGUUUUUUUAUUCUUAGAUUUUUUUUAAGCUGCAUUCGUUACACUUACAGCUCAUUUCGUGAUGAAUAUUGCCGUGAUGUUUUUUAAAAUACGUUAAACCUGAUAAUUGUUACUGUCUUCAUUGCACUGUAACAUCAAUGUUCUGAACACAGUUUUGUAAGUAACUGUCACAAAAUACAUUUGAUAAGCGCUCACAUGUGUUUGAGGAGAAGUUUAGCACACAAAGCAUUUCCUCUGAAAGCAAGUGUAAUCUUAUUUAAGCUGCUUGUUUAAGGUAAGGUGGAUCCUGAUGAUAAUGAGAUUUAUUAACUCAAUGUAGAUUAAACCUGGUCUUACACUUUCGCUUGCACUAAAGCAUACGCUUUCUUCCCUAAUCUCUAUUUCUCCAUGAGGAGAUCUGGAUUUUUGAGGGUGCAUGAUUCUCUCAGAGCAAACCAAUCACUCCUCAGAUGUGACAUAUGGCUUUUGACAGAGGGGCAUGGCUGAGCCAUCGGUGCUCCAACAAGCCAAUCGUAUGAGGGGCUGCAAAAAAAGAAAAGGGUGGAAGGCACGUAAGGGCAGGGCAACGUUGAGACGAGCCCCUCAGACAAGACAAGCAGCAGCUGGCAAACUGCAUCAAUCUGUAAUCAAUUAACCAACUGGUAGAUGGGAUUACAUGCCUAACUGCACAGCUAACCAGUCCAUCCCAAAAUGACCAGACAGCAUCAGCUUGUGUGCUUGACCCAAUACCAGAGACCGGCAUUAUGCUCGGGCUCCAACAGUGAUUAAUCAUUCAUAACCUGCCUCUACACCCAAGCUUUGAGCCUGUCAAUACACAGUGGCAGGAGCUGCAUGUCCUUCCUGACAAAGAAUGACAACAGGAAAGAAAACUCAACAAAACACAGCAGAAGCAGCAGUUAAAGAAAAAGAGUUAUCAUGUAAAAGAGCUGAAUUGUAAACAAAAGUGAGUCCCUUUUUUUAAGAAUACAAUCUUAUUAUGUAAAUUAGAGGUGUCAAACAUAAGGCCCAGGGGCCAGAAGAAGCCCAGCAAUGACUCCAAUCAGGCCCUCUGGGCAACUUUGGAAAUUGUGAAAGAGGGUGUAGAUUUUUAACUUUUAACUGUAUUUUCAUGUUUUACUGCAUUUCCUAUUGAUAAAGACCUCAACUGGUAUUCAAUAAUGAACUGAAAUAGUUAAGUAACAGAAAAGUUCCUGUUUUCUACUAUGUACUGUAAAAAUUUCUGUUUGUUAGUUGUUGUUUUUUCUCCAUGGUAAAAAAAAAAAAGCAAAAAGAAAAUAAAUACAA